AUGCUUGCCCCUAAUAAACACGGAGAAACAACCAUCAUUGCUGUACAAGUUAUUGCCCAAGUAUUAAAUGCUUUCUUUUAUAGUCUACAAUGGAGGACUCUGAUUGCUGUAUGUGCAUUAUUAUGGUUGGCUGUUUAUGCAUUUAAAGAAAUUCGUCAUUGUAGAUCUUCUUCAUCUAAUUGUGUUGCAUGCAACGGCGGAAGGGUCCAAUCCCAGCAGCAGCAGCAGCAGCAGCAACAGCAGCAGCAGCAGCAACAACAGCAGCAACAAUUACAGCCAUUGAACCAGAACACUGUGCCAUAUCAGCCAACGUACAUCGGAGGGAGAGGACAAGAUCAGCAGCAGCAACCGCAGCAACUGCAGCAGCAGCAGCAACUACUGCAGCAAUUAGACUAUGAGCGUCAAGUAUUAAGACAACAGAUAUUAAGAGGCACAGCUACUCCUGUGCUGCUGCAGACAUUAGAGAGACAAGAAGCAGUGCAGAGGGAGUUGGCAUAUGUUGUUGAUGCAGAGCAGCAGCAGCAGCAGCAGCAACAGCAGCACCACCAACAGUGUGAUUCUUGUCAAGAAUGCAAUCACGACGACGACAGCAGCAGCAGCAGCAGUAGCAGCAUCGGCAGCAACGGGAGACCAAGCUUUUUACAGGCAUUACUAAAGAGUUUUGUAUUUAAAUGCCUAUUAGUCUUAUGGACAGUCUAUGCAUGCGUUGUGGGGUGUAUGUACGCCUGGAGGAACAGCUACCUGGUGCAGCAGCUGCAGCAGUUGCAGCAAUGGCAGGGCGCCAUCGUAUAG
Messenger RNA from Eimeria maxima, 792 nucleotides. RefSeq lists its product as hypothetical. Bases 1 to 792 code for a protein of 263 amino acids. The transcript is spliced from 2 exons. Lineage: Eukaryota; Apicomplexa; Conoidasida; Eucoccidiorida; Eimeriidae. The record is from RefSeq and is a predicted model, not a curated record.